Pieris rapae (cabbage white) is the source of this 2902-nucleotide messenger RNA. RefSeq lists its product as uncharacterized. Gene Ontology annotation, molecular function: zinc ion binding; metallocarboxypeptidase activity; ligand-gated monoatomic ion channel activity. The transcript is spliced from 16 exons. NCBI's taxonomy places the organism in Eukaryota, Metazoa, Arthropoda, Insecta, Lepidoptera, Pieridae. Gene Ontology annotation, cellular component: membrane. Bases 1 to 2871 code for a protein of 956 amino acids. The record is from RefSeq and is a predicted model, not a curated record. Gene Ontology annotation, biological process: proteolysis.
AUGUUAUUGGUACCCGAUGUUUUGCUUCCUAUCGAAUUACUUUUGCAGACAUUAGUAGAUCAUUAUCUCAAUACAUCUUACUGUACAACAGUUAUAACUGAAACGCCUUUACAAAUUUUACCACAGAUUUCACAUCACUAUAUCCUUUUGAAUCAUAGCCUUGAGGAUGUAAUACUGGAUGCAUCAGAGGCUGGAUGUUCAGACUUUAUCGUACAAAUAGGUGAACCUAAAAGAUUUUUCUCUGCGCUGGAUUAUGCAACACAUCGCGGUAUUUUAAGGCGAAGUGAUCGAAAGAUAAUUUUGUUACCAUUAAACAAUACUGAGGAUGAUUUGCUUCUAGAUGUGUUGAGAAUGAAAGAAAGCAGUUUUGUUGUCAACCUCCUUCUGGUGCUGCCUUCUCCUUCGUCUCAUUGCGAAGCUUUCGAUUUAGUUACGCAUAAGUUUAUCGGUCCAGUUGACAACGACAUGCCAGUAUAUCUGGAUCGUUGGAAUUCUUGUUCGGGGUUUAAAAAAUCUGCGAACCUAUUUCCUCAUGACAUGUCUAAGUUGGAUGGUAAAAAUGUUAAAGUAACAUGUUUUACAUAUACACCGUACGUACUUCUGGAUUUGGAUCCCGAAAUGGUGCCUCUCGGCCGAGAUGGUGUUGAAGUCAGGUUAAUGAAGGAAUUUUGUAGGUGGGUUAACUGCACUAUAGAAAUAAUAAGUGAUAACGGUGAAGAAUGGGGUGAGGUGUAUGAGAAUUUCACAGGCUUGGGUGUACUCGGUAAUGUGGUCGAAGAUCGCGCUGAUUUUGGUAUAACUGCUUUAUAUUCUUGGUAUGAGGAAUUUCUAUAUAUGGAUUUUUCCGGGUAUGGUGUACGAACCUCUGUUACAUGCAUAGCUCCAUCUCCAAGACUUUUAGCAAGUUGGACAAUGCCACUACUACCAUUCAGUAUUUAUAUGUGGGUAGGAAUCCUGUUUACGUUUAUUUAUGAAGCCUUUUCAUUGUUUGUGGCUCAACAUUUUUCAGCGAAAAACAUUUUUCUGACCACAUUCGGCAUCUUGAUCACGCAGUCACAAAGUGAGUCAAAUUUCAAAUCGUGGAGGAUUCGAAGCGUGGUAGGAUGGAUGUUGCUAACUGGCUUGGUGUUAGAUAAUGCUUACGGCGGUGGACUGGCAUCUACCUUCACAGUACCCAGAUAUGAGCCUUCUGUUGACACUAUCCAAGAUAUGGUGGACAGAAAAGUAACUUGGGCUGCCACUCAUGACGCAUGGGUGUUUUCCUUGUCUGCGUCCCAGGACCCUUUAAUCAAACAGUUAGUAAAACAGUUCCACAUUUAUGAGCCGGAAGAGUUGAGACGUUUAAGUUUUACGAGAAAGGUAGCUUACAGUAUUGAGAGACUACCGGCGGGAUAUUUCGCAAUUGGAGAAUACAUCGAUGAUAAAGCAGUUCGUGACUUCACAAUUCUGGUUCAAGAUUUCUACUAUGAACUAUGUGUGGUUAUGAUGAGAAAAAGCUCACCUUACACACUCCAAAUGAAUAAACAUAUUGGCAGGUUACAUGAGAGUGGUUUAAUGUUAGCUUGGGAAAGACAGAUUGCAUUAAGCCUGUUAAAUUACAAGGUGCAGAUUGAGGUAAAAUUCUCAAGAUCGAAGAGAGAUGUCGAAACUAUAGAACCUAUCAGUUUCCGCAUUGUUCUUGGAGUAUUUAUUUUGUACGGAUUAGGACUUUUGCUGGGUCUCGCAGAUUACCUUUGCGAACGAUAUUUAAACCACGACCGCAAAAUUAAGACCCUCAUUCAUACCACCCGGAUUCAUUUGCUGCCAGCAAUGAACCCUGACGGAUGGCAGCUUUCCACUGAAACGGGGGCCAAAGAUUAUCUCAUUGGCCGUAACAACAAUCACUCUGUGGAUUUGAACAGAAAUUUUCCUGAUCUUGACGCAAUCACAUUCGAGUUGGAACGCCAAGGAAUUAAUCACAAUAAUCAUUUGUUAAGAGACGUCACUCGUCUGACAGCACCGGUGGAGCCCGAAACACGGGCUGUAAUAAGAUGGAUGAUGGCUGUACCAUUCGUGCUUAGCGCAGCUCUCCAUGGUGGAGACUUGGUUGCCAAUUACCCGUACGAUGAAAGCAGAAGCGGGGCUCCCGUUUCAGAGUAUUCAGCCAGUCCUGAUGAUGAUACUUUCAGGGAAUUAGCGAUGACAUAUGCCGAGUCCCACGCAGAUAUGGCAGAUCCAAGACGGCAGGGAUGCCGUGUCUCCAACAGUGACGAUUCAACCUCAUACAACUUCGGAAAACAGGGUGGAGUUACAAACGGGGCGGCUUGGUAUAGCUUGAAAGGGGGUAUGCAAGAUUUCAGUUACCUAGCAACCAAUGCAUUCGAAGUGACCCUAGAACUCGGUUGUAAGAAAUAUCCUCCAACGGAAGAGUUAGAAGAAGAAUGGCACAAAAAUCGCGAAGCAUUACUUGCGUUCAUGUGGAAAGCUCAUAUUGGGAUAAAAGGGAUAGUUGGUGAUGACUCUGGAUUUAUUAAAAACGCAAUCAUAUCUGUGGUAAACAUUACGGGACCGGUGCCGAGACCAAUUCGACAUGACAUAACUACAGGUGACUACGGCGACUACUACCGCCUCCUUACCCCGGGCCACUACGAGGUGACCGCCAUUCAUCCUGGAUACUUUUCCGUGUCACGAGUGGUUACUGUACCGCAUCAUCAGACCUCUGCCAGGAUCCUGAACUUCAAGUUAGAGCCGAAGACGAGUUGGUUCGACGACUACACAACUUACGGAUCAUACCCGUACGGACUACACGAUGGUCAGCCAAGAAUUUAUAAGCGAUCUCUUUACGAACAAGUCACCAACAUAAUGCUAGAGAAAAAGGACACGAAACAUUAGAUUUAUUAAAUAAUUUAUUCAUAAAUGUGUA